Naegleria fowleri is the source of this 921-nucleotide messenger RNA. RefSeq lists its product as uncharacterized. The record is from RefSeq and is a predicted model, not a curated record. The transcript has a single exon. NCBI's taxonomy places the organism in Eukaryota, Heterolobosea, Eutetramitea, Acrasida, Naegleriidae. Gene Ontology annotation, molecular function: protein binding. The coding region runs from base 1 to 921 and encodes 306 amino acids.
AUGCUUCGAAGAAUUUCAGAGUCUUCUUCAUGGACGUUACCUCAUCAUCAUCCUCAUGGACUUCUUCAUUCAUCUCCUCCUCUUCCACAUUCACAACAACAACAUCAACCUAUCGUUUCAUACAGUGCCGUUGUAUUGGUGGACCGAGAUGCCUAUCUGUACGAUUUGGUGGACUUGUUGGGAGCACAUACAAAUUGCAAUCCGAAGAGUUUGUUCAUUAAAAGUCAAAGAAACAGUGUGUCCAGUCAAGACGGAGAGAUUAACGUCAUACAUUCGACAGCCACACCGGAAACAGCUGUUUCCAUUCCUGUCCAGCAAUAUCAUUGCAUGACAUGGUCUCCAGAAGAGGAAGAUCAUUCCAUGGGUGAUUGUUGUUACUGUUUGAAUGAGGAGGAGUCGUGUCCCGAUUCAUAUCAUUUCUUCCUCCCUGAUGAAAUAUUAAUGGAAAUAUUUUCAUAUCUUUCUCCAAUGCCAUAUUCUGUGAUUUUGAGAAGACUCAAUCGCUCGUGGAAGAAGUAUUUUGAAAAUAUAUUAAGCUUACAAAAAACAUUUCCAAUUAUUAAUUCACAAUAUAUAGAUAUGAACUCGAUUUCUCUGGGGUAUCUUUCGAGAACCAUGCAAUUAUUUCCUAAUGUAGAGCAUGUACUUGUGUAUAAUAUUAAUGACAUUGAAGAUUGUUCCUUGUUUGCCCUUUUUGCCAGACACUUUAAAAAGUUAAGGUCCAUGAACUUUUUUUAUUGUAAAUUCAAAGAUUGUACAUGGGUUUAUAUUCCUGGGUUGGAGAAGUGUGAAUUCAUAAAUUCCUACGGAGAGAGAACGAUUCGAGGAAAAGUUUUUCAAGAAGAACGAGGAACUAUUUUCACCAGCUCAUUCCUUAAUCCAAUUUCGUGUGAACGUCAAAUAUGGUCCAUCAACAUCUAG